AUGAGUUCUCUUCGUCAACGAGCCGCGCGGCUCAGCGAGAAGCUCGAGGUGCCCGUGGAUGAGAAUUUGGACGGCAAGAGGCCCACGGCAUGGAACAAUCGUGAUCUUGCGCCCCUUCCACCAUACAGGCGAACGUGGACAGUAUGGGGAUUUUUGGGAUUCUGGGCUGUCAUCCAACUGAAUACAGUAGGAUGGCAGACGGCAAGCUCGUUGAUCUCGCUGGGGUUGAGUGUGUGGGAGGCUAUGGUUGUGACGAUUAUCGCAAAAUUCCUCAUUGCUGGAGUAGCCAUUGCGAACGGCUGGUGGGGUGCUCUAUGGCAUGUCGGCUUCUCCGUUGGAAACCGCGCUGUCUGGGGACUUCGGGGCUCAUAUCUUGCUCUCGCACAAAGAAUCAUGCUCUGCCUGGUCUGGUACGGUGUCCAAGCCUGGAUUGGUGGUCAGAUGGUAGGCGUCAUGCUCUACAGCAUCUUCUCUGGCUACAGGCAUAUCCCCAAUACCUUUCCCGCCAGUGCGAACAUGACAACUCAGCAGUUCGUCGGCUUCGUCGUCUUCCUCUGCUUCCAGUUCCCUUGCCUUUUGAUCCCUCCCGAGAAGACAGCAAUCCUCUUCCGGUAUGCUAACAUCAUCACUGCCGUUACCAUGUUCUCAGUCACGGUCUGGGCGCUGUCAACUGCCCACGGCGGCGGGCCUUUGCUCACAGCCAAUAGCACGCUUGCCACGACUAGCGAGAGAGCCUGGGCAAUCAUCCGUGGCAUCACGACUGUCAUUGGGUCCAUCGCGGUGUCACUGACGAACCAAAGUGACUUCAACCGAUUCGCAAAGACCCCGGGUGCGCAAAUUCCGGGCCAAAUAUACUCUACCAUCAUCAUCGGUGCGCUUGUAACCCUCAUGGGUACGCUCUCGACCUCUGCCGCGCAGAAAAUCUAUGGAGAAGUGCUCUGGUCGCCAGCAGAGCUCGCCAUCCGCUGGAUGGAGGACGGCUAUACGGCCAAAUCUCGUGCCGGAGCCUUUUUCGCUGGCUUCGGCUUUUUCAUCUCCCAGCUUAGCAUCAACACAGUCGACAAUGCGUGGCCGGGUGGCUUCGACCUUGCAGCACUCUUUCCUCGUUGGAUCAAUAUCCGCCGGGGAGCAGUCAUCACCUUCGUGCUCGGUAUCGCAAUCAAUCCCUGGCAAUUGGCUGACACAGCAAACACUUUCAUCAAUGUGCUGGACGGAUAUUCUGUCUUCCUCGGUCCCAUGGUGGGCAUGAUGGUGUGCGAUUUCUGGGUCAUUCGUGACCGCAAACUCAAGCUCUCCGAUCUGUACAUUCCAAACCGAUCGUCCAUCUACUGGUACAACCGGGGUUUUAACUGGCGCGCCUACGCUUCUUGGCUCAUCGGCAUGGCGCCUGCGCUGCCCGGAUUCAUCAAUGCUGUCAACCCGUCCAUCCAUGUGCCCACGGGCGCGCAGGAGAUUUUCUACCUCGCGUACAUCGAGGGUUUUGCAUUGGCAUUCGUUGUACAUUAUAUCUUGAACCGACUAUUCCCUGUCCCGGGCGUGGGAGAGAUCGACGAGGAGGAUCUGUUUGCGACCUUCACAGUCGAGGAGGCAAGGAAGCUGGGGGUGAUACCAAAUCCCCGGGUGCUUGAGACGGAGGUGUUAGAGAUCCAUGAGGGUGAGCGCGCGUCUUCAGAAGAGGCUGUAGAGUCGAAGGCUGUGGUGGUCGGGGAGAAGCUGGUUGGCUGA
Cladophialophora psammophila CBS 110553 is the source of this 1725-nucleotide messenger RNA. RefSeq lists its product as uncharacterized. Lineage: Eukaryota; Fungi; Ascomycota; Eurotiomycetes; Chaetothyriales; Herpotrichiellaceae. The record is from RefSeq and is a predicted model, not a curated record. Gene Ontology annotation, cellular component: plasma membrane. Gene Ontology annotation, molecular function: nucleobase transmembrane transporter activity. Bases 1 to 1725 code for a protein of 574 amino acids. The transcript is spliced from 2 exons. Gene Ontology annotation, biological process: transmembrane transport; nucleobase transport.